AUGGCUGCCACUGCCAAGGACCACCUCGAUGUCGGCGGCAAGAUUGCCUGGCUUUCCAGCCUCGACACCGCCUAUCAGCCUGAGAAGAACUACCGCCGUUCUUCCAUCAUCUGUACCAUUGGCCCCAAGACCAACUCUGUUGAGGCCAUCAACGGCCUGCGCAAGGCUGGUCUGAACGUUGUGCGCAUGAACUUCUCGCACGGUAGCUACGAGUACCACCAGUCCGUUAUCGACAAUGCCCGCGCUGCCGAGAAGUCUCAGCCCGGCCGCCAGAUUGCCAUUGCACUCGAUACCAAGGGCCCUGAAAUCCGCACCGGAAACACGAAGAAUGAUGAGGAUCUCCCCAUCGCCGCCGGCAAGGUGCUGAACUUCACCACCGACGAGAAGUACGCCACGGCUUGCGACACCGACAACAUGUACGUUGACUACAAGAACAUCACUAAGGUCAUUGAGCCUGGCCGCAUCAUCUACGUCGAUGACGGCGUUCUUGCCUUCGACGUCCUCAAGGUCAAGGAUGACAAGACCGUCGAGGUCCGUGCUCGCAACAACGGCUUCAUCUCCUCCAAGAAGGGUGUCAACUUGCCUAACACCGAUGUUGACCUUCCUGCCUUGUCCGAGAAGGACCAGAACGACCUUCGCUUCGGCGUAAAGAACAACGUCGACAUGGUCUUUGCCUCGUUUAUCCGCCGUGGCCAGGACAUUAAGGACAUCCGCACCAUUCUUGGCGAGGAGGGCAAGCACAUUCAGAUCAUUGCCAAGAUCGAGAACCGUCAAGGUCUCAACAACUUCGAGGAGAUCCUCGCCGAGACGGACGGUGUCAUGGUUGCCCGAGGCGAUCUCGGUAUCGAGAUUCCUGCCGCCGAGGUAUUCGCUGCCCAGAAGAAGAUGAUUGCCCUCUGCAACAGGGCCGGCAAGCCUGUCAUCUGCGCCACUCAGAUGCUCGAGUCAAUGAUCAAGAACCCUCGCCCCACCCGCGCCGAGAUCAGCGACGUCGGUAACGCCAUCACCGACGGCGCCGACUGUGUUAUGCUGUCUGGUGAGACCGCCAAGGGUAGCUACCCCAACGAGGCUGUCUCUGAGAUGCAUGAGGCCUGCCUCAAGGCGGAGAACACCAUUCCCUACGUCUCCCACUUCGAGGAGAUGUGCACCCUUGUCAAGCGCCCCGUCAGCGUUGUUGAGUCUUGCGCCAUGGCUGCUGUCAGGGCCUCUCUCGACCUCAACGCCGGCGGUAUUAUCGUUCUCUCCACCUCGGGAGAGUCCGCACGCCUGUUAUCCAAGUACCGCCCCGUUUGCCCCAUCUUCAUGGUCACAAGAAACGCCUCGGCGUCUCGCUACGCUCACUUGUACCGCGGCGUAUACCCCUUCCUGUUUCCCGAGGCCAAGCCCGAUUUCAGCAAGGUCAACUGGCAGGAGGAUGUCGAUCGCCGCAUCAAGUGGGGCGUCGAGCACGCCCUGGAGCUUAACGUCGUCAGCAAGGGUGACACUCUCGUCGUUGUCCAGGGCUGGAAGGGCGGCAUGGGCAACACCAACACUCUGCGUAUUGUCAAGGCCGACCCUGAGCACCUCGGUAUCGGAACGUUGUAA
Molecule: messenger RNA, 1584 nt
Organism: Colletotrichum higginsianum IMI 349063
Lineage: Eukaryota; Fungi; Ascomycota; Sordariomycetes; Glomerellales; Glomerellaceae
Product: Pyruvate kinase
Exons: 3
Coding region: 1-1584 (527 amino acids)
Biological process (GO): glycolytic process
Cellular component (GO): cytoplasm
Molecular function (GO): potassium ion binding; magnesium ion binding; pyruvate kinase activity
Source: RefSeq, a predicted model, not a curated record